AAAGAGAAGUAACGUCCAGAGAACCGAGUGGAACUGAGUGAACGGCAGACAGUGUGAAAACUAAUGGAUGAGCCAUGGUACAGACAGUAUUUCUGGCUCCUGGUUUUUGGAGGCAUUAUUCUUGUCAUAGCCAUCAUCUGCUUUGUCAUAGUCUGUUGCUGUAUAAAGCAAAUAUCAAGAAGUGUAACAUUGCGAAGGACUUUAAAACAAGAGAAAAAGCAGAAACGAGACCAAACUGUAGCAGUAAUUACAGCCAACAGACUUUAUCAGCCAACGGCUCCACCUACAAUUAUGUUACCAGAAACACCAGCACAUCAGUAUGAUACCAAUGCAAAAGUAGAUGUUACACGCCAAGUGAUGUACUCUACUGUGAAGAAAGAGCCAAUCCCUCGUCAGCAACAAGGAAUAAAAUCUGCAUAUAAUGGCCACAACUAUAAAGCAGAGUUACAGCUACCCAGCAUGAAUGACAGAUUUUCAUAUACAUCUUAUGAUUCCAUUGGACACAUCACAGACAUUGAUUACAUGAAUACAGACAAUACCAAUGCAAAAGUAGAUGUUACACGCCAAGUGAUGUACUCUACUGUGAAGAAAGAGCCAGUCCAUCGUCAGCAACAAGGAAUAAAUUCUGCAUAUAAUGGCCCCAACUAUAAAGCAGAGUUACAGCUACCCAGCAUGAAUGACAGAUUUUCAUAUACAUCUUAUGAUUCUAUUGGACACAUCACAGACAUUGAUUACGUGAAUACAGACAACCGUGCUAAAGACCUGGAAUAUAUUGACGUGCUUGCAGAAGAUGAUGAUAAUGAUUAUGAUGAUGUGUAUAUUAUCUGAACUUAUAAUGUAGUAGCUUAUAUUCCCAACCAAAGCAAACAAGCUACUUAACUAUAAAACAGACUGCUCUAAACAGCAACAUCUAAUACAUUUUAAUUAUUAAUUAUCUAUUUUAUAGUUAAUAUAUUUUAUUAGUUUAUAGAUGUAAUUUAUCUCUGCAUCAUGUUCAUGUUUUAUAUUUUUAAAUUAUACCUAACCUAAAUACAUUUGUGAAAAGCUAAGGAGGCAAUAACUAUUGAAC
This is a messenger RNA of Bufo bufo (common toad), 1069 nucleotides long. RefSeq lists its product as uncharacterized. Gene Ontology annotation, cellular component: immunological synapse; tetraspanin-enriched microdomain; membrane. Bases 64 to 828 code for a protein of 254 amino acids. NCBI's taxonomy places the organism in Eukaryota, Metazoa, Chordata, Amphibia, Anura, Bufonidae. The record is from RefSeq and is a predicted model, not a curated record. The transcript is spliced from 9 exons.